Molecule: messenger RNA, 834 nt
Organism: Cornus florida
Lineage: Eukaryota; Viridiplantae; Streptophyta; Magnoliopsida; Cornales; Cornaceae
Product: F-box/kelch-repeat protein At3g06240-like
Exons: 1
Coding region: 1-834 (277 amino acids)
Molecular function (GO): protein binding
Source: RefSeq, a predicted model, not a curated record
AUGGUCGAAAUACUAUCAAGACUACCCGUGAAGUCUAUUGUACGAUUUACGUUUGUAUCCAAGUUUUGGCUCACCAUGUUCGCAGAUUCUCACUUUGUCAAGCUUCACCUCACACGCUCCAACAACUAUAAACUCUCGUCCUCACACAUUCGUUUAACGUUGUGUCAUAUCCUCCUCAUCCAUGUGUCCUCUUGCGGCGGAAUGGUUGAAGACGGCGGGAGUACUAGGGUUGAUAUUUAUGAUCACGUUGAUGGAAUUGACAUCUUUAAUGACGAUCAUAAUGACGAUCAUAUUGAUGAUGAUGAUGGUUAUGCUUAUGCUUAUGCUUAUGGUCAUGAACAUGAUGAUGGUUAUGGUAAUGAUUUUGAUGAUGAGCAGAAGAAUGGGAUGAGUAUAGAGGGAACUUGUCGUGGCUUGGUGUUAUGUCGUUUUACGUAUUACCGCAUGUUAUACUUGGUGAAUCCGUCAACCGGAGAAGUGUUUGAAUUGCCGGACUCGCCAUUUAAAAAUUCUGCUAAUACCACAUCUUUUGGACUUGGCUAUGAUACAUCCCUUGAUGACUACAAGGUUCUUCAAGUCUCAUUAUGUGAAAAGAAAAUCAUUAGGAUGAGUUUAUAUUCACUAAAAUCAAAUUCCUGGGAAAUGAUUUCAGAUUUUCCUUUUUCAUCUUUGAAUGGCAAAUUUCACUGGUUCCAUGAAGAUAGGAGUAAAAUUGCUUCUCUUAGUUUAGAUGAGGAAAAAUUCGGAGAUGUUCCAUUACCUCUUGGUUUGACUGAAAUUCCUAAAUUGGUUGGAAUUGUGAAAGGAAUACUGCAGGAGACAGUCUUGGACUAA